Molecule: messenger RNA, 1317 nt
Organism: Olea europaea var. sylvestris
Lineage: Eukaryota; Viridiplantae; Streptophyta; Magnoliopsida; Lamiales; Oleaceae
Product: ras-related protein RABA1f-like
Exons: 1
Coding region: 340-630 (96 amino acids)
Cellular component (GO): endosome
Molecular function (GO): GTP binding; GTPase activity
Source: RefSeq, a predicted model, not a curated record
CUUUUCUAACAGCUAGAAGCACUUUAAUAAAAUUAAUCAAACAUGUCCAAAAGCAAUUUUUGGAUAUCAAAAGCUGCUUUUGACUUUUCAAAAUUUAUACCAAAUGGGCCUAAAAAGGAUUUGAGGAUCAUGUUAUUUUAUAGUGUUAGAACAAGAAUUGCUUGGAAAGAAUGUACUUGAUUUCUUGCUAACUCUAGGUAUCGUGCGAUUACGAGCGCCUAUUACCGAGGAGCUGUUGGCGCUCUACUUGUUUACGAUGUCACACGCAAUGUAACAUUCGAAAAUGUGGAAAGAUGGCUGAAGGAGCUUCGAGGUCACACGGACACGAACAUUGUGAUCAUGCUGGUUGGAAAUAAAGCAGAUCUUCGUCAUCUGCGCGCUGUUCCUACAGAAGACGCCAAGGCAUUUGCUGAAAGGGAGAGCACAUUUUUCAUGGAAACUUCAGCUCUGGAAGCUUUGAAUGUCGAAAAUGCCUUCACAGAAGUGUUGACACAAAUCUAUCAUGUAGUCAGCAAGAAGGCUCUCGACGUAGGAGAUGAUCCUGCUGCUUUGCCCAAGGGGCAAACCAUUAAUAUCGGAACCAAGGACGAUGUAUCGGCCGUAAAGAAGACUGGAUGCUGCUCCGGCUAGAUCCUGAGGAAAUAAGAUUCAAGGCAUGAAGAAUUUUAACUUCCCAGGAAAAGCAAAUGUAUAGAAAAAGAGGCCUAUUAGUUUGUUGAGUAGGGAAAUUGACAUUGAUUCUUCUGUACUCGAUAGAAAAAGGGACCACAAAGAUAGAUUGUGAAUGAGACUUGCUGGUGCUUUUACCAUCUAAAUUUAUGUAUUGACUAGAUUGCUCUUUCCUUUGAUUUCAAUUAAUAAGAAAUAGCUAAUCGCAGCUUAAAACUGCAAAAUGUUCAGCACAAGGAAACAUAAAAACUGGGAAAAAUUAAAUACUCUCAAAAUGUGAAGUGUUUGGUAAGAAAGAUUGAACGCUAUCUUAUAAAAAGUGACAGAAUGUACAAUGGCACAGUAACCAUUCAAGAGGAAUUAACAUCAUAUCUGCUGCCAUUCAGCCCUAAACAUAAUAAGCACGCAAAAAAAACCUUCAACGCAUCCUUCCAGACUAUACCCGUCGAUUAUUGCAACUAAAACACAGGGAACAUACAAAACUCGUUGAGUUCUAAUUUUAACUUCUUCAUCUGCUUUGAUCCACUUGUGCUCAAAACUUGAAAGGCCACCAAAAGAAGUGUAGAUUUAGAGAAGGAAUCGUCUCUUAAAAGGUUACAGCUCGUAGAGUAUGAGAUCAGUCGUAAAUACAGGAUCGUAAAGCCCCUG